CGUCACCUCCUAAAUGCGCAUGCUCUUUUGUCGGCAGCGGCUCCUACUAGCUAGAACGUAAACAAAACUGAACUAUUUACAAAACUCACAAAAUUAAUCUCUCUUAGAAAUCUUUUAAUGUUCACCAUUUGCCGAAUUGAUACCUUUUUAACUUGAUUUUACAUCAUGAGCGAAAACAAGAAGAAACGUAAAUCUGCUAGUCCAGCACGAAACUCCAAAAGACUUCGUCGUGAUUCACGACCAGCGACACUUCCCAGUGUUUCCUCCAAAGAGAUUCCAAAGUCAUUCAAUGACUGGGGGUGUAUGAAGGACCGUGAGAGGGUCCAAGAGAUCCUGCAGUCCAUGCGCAAGGCUGGCUCCAACACCCUGCAGGUGAUCUCAGAUUUUGACAUGACCCUUACAAGAUUUGAAUUCAACGGGAAAAGAUGUCCCACUUGUCAUAAUAUUCUUGAAAACAGCAAUAUCGUCUCCAGUGACUGCAAAACACAGCUGCAGGCGCUGCUCGACAAAUACUACCCCAUAGAGAUCGACACCUCACUGUCAGUGGAGGAGAAGCUGCCUCAUAUGGUGGAUUGGUGGACAAAGGCUCACGAUCUGCUGGUUAAUCAGAAGAUUAAGAAAGAUCAUUUAACCGCAGCGGUGAGAGGGUCAAGUGCCAUGCUGAGGGAGCACUAUAAGCUUUUCUUUGACCACCUACAUGAGCACAGCAUCCCCCUGCUCAUCUUCUCUGCUGGAAUAGGAGACAUCCUGGAAGAGGUGAUACGCCAGGCUGGGGUCUUCCAUCCCAACGUCAAUGUCAUCUCCAAUUACAUGGACUUUGAUGAGUCUGGAGUGCUGAAGGCUUUCAAAGGAGAGCUGAUUCACAUCUACAAUAAAAGGGAAGGUGCGCUGCUGAAUACCGGCCAUUUCCAGGAGCUGCGCACGCGGCCAAACGUGCUACUGCUGGGAGACUCUCUGGGGGAUCUAAACAUGGCUGAUGGAGUUCAGGACAUGAAGAACAUCCUCAAGAUUGGGUUCCUUAAUGACAAGGUGGAGGAGAGGAAGCAAUCAUACUUGGACUCGUAUGACAUUGUGUUGAUAAAGGAUGAAACUUUGGACGUCCCUAAUGCAGUUCUUCAGUAUCUCACUGGCAGUGAUUGAACCGUGAUGGCCCGAGAGUGAGCCACUCACAGGCCCAGUUGACAGCAAUUUAUCUUUCUUUUUUUUUAAUUUGUAAUUUUAGGUUCAGUGUUUUAAAUAAUUCAGUGGUCUUGUGUUUUCGGUACUAGUUGUGAAUAAAAAAAAAAAUUAACUUUAAAAUUAAGCUGCCUCUUCUUCUUUCAGCUACUGCCCUUAGAAAUCACCACAG
Messenger RNA from Archocentrus centrarchus (flier cichlid), 1348 nucleotides. Its product is annotated as 7-methylguanosine phosphate-specific 5'-nucleotidase-like. NCBI's taxonomy places the organism in Eukaryota, Metazoa, Chordata, Actinopteri, Cichliformes, Cichlidae. Gene Ontology annotation, cellular component: cytoplasm. The transcript has 9 exons. The coding region runs from base 166 to 1140 and encodes 324 amino acids. Gene Ontology annotation, molecular function: 5'-nucleotidase activity; magnesium ion binding. The record is from RefSeq and is a predicted model, not a curated record.